Vanessa atalanta (red admiral) is the source of this 1583-nucleotide messenger RNA. RefSeq lists its product as uncharacterized. The record is from RefSeq and is a predicted model, not a curated record. Lineage: Eukaryota; Metazoa; Arthropoda; Insecta; Lepidoptera; Nymphalidae. Gene Ontology annotation, molecular function: phosphatidylinositol bisphosphate binding. The transcript is spliced from 6 exons. Gene Ontology annotation, cellular component: membrane. Bases 29 to 970 code for a protein of 313 amino acids.
UGAAGCGAGUAGUCACCUAUUAUUAAAAAUGGAUACAAUACCGCAAGACAGAAUCUUAGAAACUAAACCAGAUACCUUAACGGUAGUCCGUAAACAGUACAAUCUGGAUAAACCCGGACAAAUGAAGGAGGCCAUCAGUAUCCUACAUAAAUGGGUGCAACAACAGAAACAUUUUAAAAAGAAGGAUUUUAGUGAAUUUUAUUAUGAAGCUGUUAUCAUUGGCUGUAAAGGAUCAAUAGAAAGAGCAAAGAGCCAGAUCGAUAAAAUUUGCACCAUGAGGACGUUAUUGCCGCAGUUCUUCCAAGAUUGUAAUGUUAAAAACGACUUUGCGGACUUACACAAAAUUGUCCAUUCAGUGAUUCUGCCUAAAUUAACAGAUGAUCAUUAUAGGGUUCAAUAUAACAAGUUCACCGUGAACGCUAUCAAGCCUUCACAAUUCAUGGAGUACUAUAGAUAUAAUAUUAUUCAAGCUGAAUACAUAAAGGCCCACGACUAUUUAAACGGAUUCAUUAUAGUGCUCGACCUCACUGAAACCAAUAUGGUAGACUUUGUGUCAAAAAUAGGUCUCAGUGAACUGAGGCAAAUUCUAUCCAUUCAUAUGGAAGGUUAUGGAGUUAGAAUUAAAGCUAUUCAUAUUAUAAGUGCAUCAAAGGUCAUUAGCACUUUUGUAUCGAUUUUGAAACAAGUUUUAAGUUCUAAGAUGGCGGAUAGAAUAAAUGUUCACAAAAAUACCGAAGAAAUCCAUAAGCAUAUUCCAAAGGAAAUACUUCCGAAAGACUUUGGGGGAGACGAACGCUCUUUAAAAGAUUUGCAACAGGAAUGGCUGGAAGUACUUUCAUCAGAGGAACACAUGAAGCAUAUGCAAGUAGUUAAUGCAGCUGGCACAGAUGAAAAUUUCAGACGAAAAGACUGCUUCAAUGAUCAGUAUGCAGGAAUGCCUGGCACUUUUAGGUCGUUAAGUGUUGAUUAGUUGAGUUCUUUUACUAAAUCUUUAAAUGUAUUGUUUAUAAAUUAUAUCCAAACAAUUUGGAUACAGGUAUGUAUGAAGAUUGAAGAUGAAGAUUUAUUUGGAUCUUUUAUCUGUUUUUCCGAAGAGAAACUGGUGACUCGGAAUUGCUAUUAUUUUUCAUUCGAAUUACAAUUUAAUUUAUAUGGUCUGUAAUAUUUAUGUCCUAACAAUGGAAUUGUGUGGGAAGAUAAUUUCAUGAAAUAUAAAGUAUUAUAAUUUUACCUCUAUGUUUAUAGUUACAAAUGAAUAUGAAGUCGUUUUUAUUGUAUUGCUUUACUGAAUAAAAACUUCUACACUACAUAAAUUUUGUUUUUAAUCGGAAAAGGUUUAAAGAGUAGUAUAUAAUGUUUUUAAAUAUGUAGAUAAACUUUGCAGUUUCAUCCUCUUUGAUUUUAGGCUAUUGACGUGACCAUCGUGAAUACCAUGUUUUAGUAUUAUAGCAACCAAGUAUAAAAUAGUUACCAUUUUAUCAAUUAGUAGUGUUUAUUAUUUUUUAUAAUAUUUGAUAUAAUUGAAAAUAAACACGCCGCCGAGUUUCUUUCGCCAGUUCCCUCAGGUCCGUGGUGUUUAUUUU